Messenger RNA from Halichondria panicea, 1734 nucleotides. RefSeq names its product sushi, von Willebrand factor type A, EGF and pentraxin domain-containing protein 1-like. The record is from RefSeq and is a predicted model, not a curated record. Bases 37 to 1734 code for a protein of 565 amino acids. NCBI's taxonomy places the organism in Eukaryota, Metazoa, Porifera, Demospongiae, Suberitida, Halichondriidae. The transcript is spliced from 9 exons.
UAUUUCUCUCACAUCAGCUCUACAAACUAUUACAGAAUGUUCUCAUUGACAAGGUUAUUUCUCUGCUGUCUGCUGGGAAGUGCUUCCCUAGUGUAUGGACAGACUCCGUUUCGACUAGCAUCCCCCACUGAGCCCCCUGACACUGAUCACACUGGAGAGAUCAUCUCAUUCUCUGAUGUUGGAUCAGGACGUGGUACUGAUCUACGAGCCUGGUAUUGCUACACCGGCCCUGGUGGUGUAGUGUGGCAGGGUCCUGGUGGGAGUACAUUGCCCAUAGUUUACAACAGGGAUGCAGUUGGGGAGGAAAUGUUCAUCAGUGGUGUUGAUCAUACUGCCGUUGCUCUGCAUCGUGGUCCCAUGCACUACAGUCCUGAUGGACAACACUGCUGUGUGAAGUCUACCCAGAGGAGAUGUGUUACCUUCACUCCCUGCCCCACACUGAGUCCCCUGUCUAAUGGAAUGAUUUCAUACGAUGCAACCACCAACAUGGCCACCUACACCUGUAACACUGCUGGUUACGCACCAACCAUCACCAUGGCCAGUGGAUCAGUUCUGCAGAUAACUUGUAUGAGUGAUGUUGUGUAUUGUGGCUCCCCACCCACCAUUGCCAAUGGCUCUCCUGGAGUACCAAUUGCAACCCCUGACGCAACCUCCUACAAAGGGACAGUGACCUACACCUGUGACACUGGGUAUGAAGUCGUCGCCACAGCAAUGGCCACAUGUAUGGCUAAUAGAAUGUGGGGACCUCCACCAACUUGUCAGCCUGUAAAUUGUGGGACACCUCCCUCUGGUACCAAUGCAUCUCCUGGAACACCCUCACCUGACACAACUCUCGGAGAGAAUGUGACCUACACCUGUGUCAGUGGGUAUGAGGUCUCCACUGGAGUCAUCACAGCAACAGCUACCUGUAUGGCUAGUGGGGUGUGGGGACCUCUACCAACUUGUUCACCUGUUGACUGUGGCUCCCUGGACGCCCCCUCCAAUGGAGCAGUGAACACAUCCUCUGGAACCACCUUCAUGAUGACUGCUACCUACACCUGUGACACUGGAUACAACAUUGUUAGAUCAGACACUCGGACUUGUGGGGCUGAUACAAUAUGGACUCCAGAGGCCCCCACAUGUGCACCUGUUGACUGUGGUUCCCUCACUGUUCCUAACGGGCAAGUUAGUACAUCCUCUGGAACCACCUUCAUGAAUGCUGCCAUCUACACUUGUGAUGAUGGCUACACUCUCAAUGGAGCAUCAGAUAGAACCUAUCAAGCUAAUAGAACCUGGAGCCUAACAGCACCUACCUGUGAUCCUGUUGACUGUGGUCCCCUAAAUAACUCUACCAAUGGACUAGUCAGUACAUCCUCUGGAACCACCUUCAUGAUGACUGCUACCUACACCUGUAACACUGGAUACAACAUUGUUGGUAGUGAGAGCAGAACUUGUGGAGCAAGUGGAACAAGUGGAGUAUGGUUAGGAGAAGCUCCACUAUUGAUUCCUUUGAGCAGAGGAUCGAGUGCCAUUGUUAACAACUCUGCCUUAUCACUGGCGACCAUUGGAGAGGGUUCCUCUGCCCUCAUCUGUCAUACUGAGCUCACCACCUGCUGCAGAGGAGAGGACAACAAUGGCGGUGAUGCUCUCGGAGGGUGGAGAGGACCAAAUGGUGGCAGCAUUCCCGACUCAAACACCGAUGGUUUCUACGUGUCGCGAGGUAUGAGCUCCAUUAGUCUGAACUAUGCUAAGUGA